Molecule: messenger RNA, 5089 nt
Organism: Syngnathoides biaculeatus (alligator pipefish)
Lineage: Eukaryota; Metazoa; Chordata; Actinopteri; Syngnathiformes; Syngnathidae
Product: netrin receptor UNC5C-like
Exons: 17
Coding region: 252-3044 (930 amino acids)
Biological process (GO): netrin-activated signaling pathway
Cellular component (GO): membrane
Molecular function (GO): netrin receptor activity; protein binding
Source: RefSeq, a predicted model, not a curated record
AGCAAGUCAGGCGGCAGCCGCGCGCAGACACGCGUGAAGGGAAGGGACACCCUCCACUUGAAAAACAAUUUCGGGACUCCAGGAUUAGAAGCGCCACGUCUAUUGAGUUUGUGUGUUUUGCGCGGAGGGAGCUGUUUUCUUUUUUUUUUCUUUAAUUCCCCCAUACCUUCAUUUUAAUUUUAUUCCGUUUGUGCGUGGUUUUUUUUCCUUCUUCUUUCCCGUGGACUGACAGAGGAGUUCUUCUCGUGGACAUGGGGAGAAGUGGACUAGUAGGACGCGGGCGGUGGAUGUGCGCCACGCCGGGCGCCUUCCUCUUCCUCCUGGGGUUCGUCCACGCAGGAUUCGGCCAAGUUCGAGACGACGACGACUUCCUGAGCUUGAGCGAACUGCCAGAGACGUUCCCGUCCGACCCUCCGGAGCCGUUGCCGCACUUCUUGUUCGAACCUGACGAGGGUUACAUUGUCAAGAACAAGCCGGUCAACCUCUACUGCAAGGCAACCCCCGCCACGCAAAUCUACUUCAAAUGCAACAGCGAGUGGGUCCACCAGAAGGACCACACCGUGGAGGAACGUGUGGACGAGAACUCAGGUCUGGUGGUACGGGAAACCAGCAUAGAAAUUACCCGGCAGCAGGUCGAAGAGCUGUUCGGCCCGGAAGAUUACUGGUGUCAGUGCGUCGCGUGGAGCUCUGCCGGAACCACCAAAAGUCGCAAAGCCUACGUACGCAUCGCAUAUCUGAAAAAGUCCUUCGAACAGGAGCCACUCGGCAAGGAGGUGUCCCUUGAGCAGGAGGUGCUUUUGCAGUGUCGCCCACCUGAGGGCAUACCAGCGGCAGAGGUGGAGUGGCUGAAAAAUGAAGAGAUCAUCGACCCGGCGGAGGACAGAAACUUCUACAUCACCAUCGACCACAACCUGAUCAUCAAGCAAGCACGGCUGUCGGACACGGCCAACUACACGUGCGUGGCCAAAAACAUCGUGGCCAAGCGGCGCAGCACGACCGCCACCGUCAUUGUUUACGUCAAUGGCGGCUGGUCGACGUGGACAGAAUGGUCGGUGUGCAACAGCCGCUGCGGGCGAGGCUUCCAGAAACGAACACGCAGCUGUACAAACCCCGCCCCUCUAAAUGGCGGACUGCCUUGUGAUGGACAGGCCAUCCAGAAACUGCCUUGUACCUCCUUGUGCACCGUGGAUGGUGAGUGGACCGAAUGGAGUAAAUGGUCGGCCUGCGGGACGGAGUGCACCCAAUGGAGGAGGCGUGAGUGCAACAACCCGGCACCCAAAAACGGGGGGAAGGACUGCGAGGGUCUGGUACUUCACUCCCAGAACUGCACCGACGGGCUCUGUAUGCAAACGGCUCCAAGCACCGACGACGUGGCUCUCUACGUGGGCGUGGUCAUCGCCGUCAUCAUGUGCCUGGUCAUCUCUGUCAUCGUGGCGCUCUUCGUGUACCGCAAAACACACCGCGACUUCGACUCGGACAUCAUCGACACGUCGGCGCUCAACGGAGGCUUCCAGCCGGUCAACAUCAAGACGACCAGAUCAGCUGAUCUAUUUUCAGCCCCUCCCGAUUUGACAAAUGCCGCCACCGUGUACAGCGGUCCCGCAUAUGUCCUCCGCCACGUGUCCGAUAAAAUCCCAAUGACCAACUCUCCACUCUUAGAGCCCCUUCCCAACCUGAAGAUCAAGGUGUACAACUCCUCCGGUCUCGUCACGCCGCAAGACGACCUCGGAGGAGACUUCACGUCCAAGCUCUCCCCUAAGUUGACCCAGUCCCUGCUGGAAAACAGCGACACGAUGAACCUUCGUAACCAGAGCUUGGCGCGUACUCGAGACCCUUCAUGCACCGCUCAUGGAUCCUUCAACAAUCAGGGAGGACACCUCAUUGUGCCAAACUCUGGAGUGAGUCUGCUGGUUCCGGCGGGCGCGGUCCCCCAGGGCCGGGUCUACGAGAUGUAUGUGACGGUGCACAGGAAGGACAGCUCCAGACCCCCGUUGGAGGACGUGCAGACUGUGCUGAGUCCGGUGGUGAGCUGCGGGCCUCUGGGAGCGCUGCUGACCAGACCAGUCAUCCUCACCAUCCACCAUUGUGCUGACAACGUCCACGAAGACUGGCUCAUACAGCUAAAAAACCAACUGACCAUGGGCGAAUGGGAGGAUGUUGUGGUGGUGGGCGAGGAGAACUUCACCACCCCCUGCUACGUGCAGAUGGACUCAGAGGCCUGUCACAUCCUCACCGAGACUCUGGGCACAUACUGCCUGGUGGGGCAGUCGGUGGGCAAGGCGGCCGCCAAGAGGCUGAAGCUGGCUGUCUUUGGCCCGGUUUCCUGCACCACGCUGGACUACCACAUCAGGGUUUACUGUCUGGACGACACGCAGGAUGCACUCAAGGAGGUUCUUCAGAUGGAGACCCAAAUGGGAGGCAAGCUCCUGGACGAGCCCAAAACCCUCAACUUUAAGGACAGCACGCACAACCUGAGACUGUCCAUCCACGACGUGCCGCACCCGCACUGGAAGAGCAAACUCAUCGCCAAAUAUCAGGAGAUCCCCUUCUACCAGGUGUGGAACGGAAACCAGAGGAGCCUCCACUGCACCUUCACGCUCGAGAGGAUGAGCCCGGCCGUCACCGAGGUCGGCUGCAGGUUGUGUGUCAGGCAGGUGGAGGGCGAGGGUCAGAUCUUCCAGCUCAGCAACACCCUGGAGGAAGAGCUCCAGUGCAUAGACACGUCCCUGAUGGACCCGGCCAGCAACAUCACCACCUUAGUGGGGCCCAACGCCUUCCGCAUCCCCUUGUCCAUCAGACACAAGCUGUGCGGAAGUCUGGACGCGCCGCAGACGCGAGGCAACGACUGGAGAAUGCUGGCCCACAAGCUCAACCUGGACAGGUACCUGAACUACUUCGCCACCAAGUCCAGUCCAACGGGCGUCAUCUUGGACCUGUGGGAGGCCCAGCACUUUCCUGACGGGGACCUCAACGAACUGGCCGCCGUGCUUGAAGAGAUGGGUCGUCACGAUGGCAACUUCUGCUCAAUGACUGUGGAACACUGACCGGGCCAGGUGACCGACGAUAUGGACAAAAUGGCGACCAGGCCAGGCUAACGGAAGGAUAGGUAGCGCGGUGACCCCAACACGGACAAACAAACAAACUAAAAUGCUUUGGGGACUUUCUACACUGUCAAGAACAAACUCAACUAGUGGUGUUACUUAAAAGUGGCGUCCGAUGUAGUGGGCUAACAAAAUGAGCUAAGGAAGUAGAUUAAAGGAAAGCCUUAGCGACAGUUGCUCACUGUUUGUGGGCAUAAAUGAAAGAUAGCUUGAAAAAGUGCAUUUCUGAAGUGUUUGUAUGACUUUUCCCAAUCAGGAACAAACUAAACUAGUGAAGUUUCUGAAGAGUGGCAUCAUAUGUAAUGGGCUAACAAAAAAAGCUGACAACAGAGACUGCGAGAACGAAUUAGCGACAGUUGCUUAACGCUAGCGAUCAGAAGCAGAAGUUUAAAAAAAUGCUUUUGGGAGUCUUUGUCUGUUCUUUGCUUCUUGGGAACAAACUAAACUAGCAAUGUCACUGAAAGACUGAAACAAAAUGAGCUAAAGAUGGAUUGAGUGAAAGGAUCGGUGAUAGUUGUUAACUGAUAGCAAGCGUAAGUGGAAGACAACAAUAACAAAAAAAGAAACCGCUUUUGGGAGUGUUUGAAUUACUCGUUUCCUUUUCUGAUCCAACUCUAGUUGUGAUGUCACUGAAAGGUGGCCUCAGAUGUCGUGGGUUAGCAAAACAAGACAAGGAUGUAGAUUGAGAAAAUGUGUUUGUGACGCUUGCGAAACCGAUAGUCAGCUUACAUAGACUACGUAUAGCUGAAAAGUUUUGGAAAUUUUUUAUUAUUAUUAUUAUUAUUCCUUUUUUCCCAUCUCAUGAUGUUACUUAAAAGUGGCAACCUCUGUUGCGGGUUCACAAAAUGAGCUAAGGACAAAGAUUGAGAGAAAGCGUUAGCGAAAUUUGCUAAAUGUAAGAACUUGAAAAAUGGCCAGGAAGCAUUUAGUUGACUUUUUACUCUUCAAGAACAAAACAAACUAAAGUUUGAGCCAAAGAAUUUGAAACUUUUGUUUACCAAUAGCAGACGUAAACAGAAGAUAGCUCAAAAAUUUGAAUUCAAAUAAAAGGGCAAGUGAUGAAAGGACCCCAGGAAUCAGAGGCACAGUCCAAUAGCAACUGUAAAUCAAUGGUCCUGCAUAGCAACAGGCCCCUCCCAUCAGCUCACCCCCAGUUGGAUGAUGUCAUCAUUCAGCUGUUUUGCAAGACAGACGGGAAAAAAGUGCAGAUGUAUUUAGAUGAGCAGGAUUUAUUUUUAUGUGUACAUGCGAAAAGAAGAUUCUCCCUAAUUAUUAGUAGAAUUUUUAUUUAUGAUACUAAUUAUUUUUAAUGAAUGAAUGCAAGCCAUGGCAAGAGAACUCAUGAUUUACAACUGCAGUAAGCAGUAUUAUUUUUCAUAAUGACUAACAACCAGCAAGGGGUAAAAAAAAAUAAAAAAUGUAAAAAAAUAAAAUGCUGCAGCAUAUGCACCACGAUUGAUAAGACUCGCUCCCCCCCCCUUUUUUUUUUUUUUUCGUUUUCAAACACAUCAUAUACAUAUUCAUGCGGUCGGAGCGUCUCCGGUGUAGUGUGACGUCACCACCAUGACUUUGUUGAUCUGUAGCGCCAUCAAGUGGCCUUUUUUAAUACUGUGUUUUUAUUUCGGUGAAUUGUGUAAAUACAUGAUUAUUGUACGUAUUCAUUACUGUUUUAUUUGAGCUCCUCGUUAAUGAUCAUUGUUAUGUUUGCUGUAUCAUAAGAAUUACCAUAAUCCUUUAGGUUUGUACAAACACUUCUGAUCCCCUAAUCCUAUUUGGACUAUUAUUUUUUUUUUUAUAUGCAGAACAUGUUGAUUUUUGUUUUAUCCAGAAAAAAAAUAUAGAUUUUGAGAUGUAAUUCUCAAAGCACAAACAUAGCUUUUUUUAUUAUUAUUUGGUUGACCCAAAAGAUAUGUUUGAAAAAUCGGGAUUAUUUUUUCCCCCGAAAUGUAUUAUUUAAGGUAAUAAAAAUAGAGAAUUUGUAAACAUCA